Molecule: messenger RNA, 2526 nt
Organism: Vespa velutina
Lineage: Eukaryota; Metazoa; Arthropoda; Insecta; Hymenoptera; Vespidae
Product: neuroglobin-like
Exons: 3
Coding region: 1651-2232 (193 amino acids)
Molecular function (GO): oxygen binding; heme binding
Source: RefSeq, a predicted model, not a curated record
UGGGCUCUAGGCAAUAUCGCCGACGUGGAAGAAUCGCGGUAAGCUCUUCGCCAGGGAGCCCCGGGAAACGGUCUAAAGAUAGAAAACGGGAAACGCGGGAGAACGAUAAUAGAAACUGGUUCAAUUUACAAAUCUAGAGUUUGUCGUAAGUGAAAAGUGAAACGAUAAAUGAGUGAUAAAUGACACGUCGUAGAAAAGAUUUCGUGAAUAUGGACGAUAAGCUGUGAGGGAAAGUAAAAAUAUUGAGUGUCAAUGGACGACGAGAUAAGACUGGACCGAAUGAUGCUUCCUUGAAGAGGAUGAUCAGGAUUAAAUAGAUACGAUAGGAUAGUUCCUUAUUAUAGUUGAUCUCUUAUUCUCAUUUAUUUCUGCCUCGGUGUUAUGAGGAGCAGAAGGAAAAGAUAUCAGUUAUAACGGAGAACGUCAGGUGCUCUCGAUUGGCCCGAUAUAAACGAAGAUAGGAAGAGAGGACAGGAAUCGAUUUGAGGGAGAGAGAAAGAGAGAGAGAGAGAGAGAGAGAGAGAGAAAGAGAGAGAGUGAGUGAUAUAUAGAUACAUACAUAUAUAUAUAUAUAUAUAUAUAUAUAUAUACACAACGUGUCAGUGGGAAAAGAGAAAAGAAAAGAGAAACAAUCGUAUUGGAAGAAAUGAUCAUUCGAUGAGGACACUCGAUAUCUCGAGGAACACGCGAGAGAACGAGAGAACGAGAGUGAAAGAAAAAGAGAGAGAGAGAGAGAGAGAGAGAGAGCGAGAGAGAAAGCUUUCUCCCGCCGACACUCGACCUCCUGUCAAUAUCAUCAUCCCCCUGAUACUCGAGAGCAACCACCACUUGUACUUCCUUCACCCUCCAACUUCGCGUUCCGCCGACUCGAAAUGAACAUUCCCAAUGUGACGUAUCCUAAAUGACGUGGUUCUUUCUCAAUUGGCCUUCGCUGACUUAGUUUCAAUUCAUUCUAGAGAAGAUUGAAUUGAUUCUUGAAAUAACCAACGUGAUCAAUGAGAAUUCUGUACCAUCUCUUGUUUCCUUGUUUUUCUCUUCUAUUCGAAGAUUAGCGAUGGAAGCAGAAGAAAUUUUAGCGACGAGCCAGUGCUUCGACCGGUGUCACUAUUUCAAGCACGUGUUUGCGUGUUAAAGAGGGGCAAAAGUAGAUCUUGAUCGCGCGUGCGUGACGACGAUGAUGAAAAUGUUCCGAUAAAAUGACGAUCGUGAUUAUUAAAAAACGAUCGAUUUGUCGUCGAUGACGAAUCGAAGGAAAUUAGAAAAUUUCAAUUUUUUCAAUAUCUUAUUGGACGACAUUUCGAGUUCGACAGUUUUGCGUAUUUUUUACUGUGGACCAGCUUUAAAAAAAGAAAGAAAAAAGAAAUAUUCCCGUGUUUUUUUUUUUGGGGGGGGGAAAGAACAUUUAUGAAGGAUAAACUUGACGCUAAACGGAAUGCUUUCGAUCAAUAAACGAGACGAGAGAGACGAGCGUUCUCGAUCGAUGAUCACCGCUCGAGGAUUCUCUCGAUCGCCAUUUUGAAUCUACUCGUGAUUUAAUCCACACGAGAAAUAUCUCAUCGCAUUUUCUCGACCAAAGUGAAAUUAAAGUUAAAGUAAAGCAAAAAAAGGAAAGGACGUCGCGAGGACGUCGUAGAUAAUCAACCAAUCAAGAUGGGUUGCGAACUUAGCAAGCUGACAGCCGCGAAAUCGCGAAAUCAAAAUGAUCGCGAAGGUUCACCGCCACCUCCUCAAACUACGACGGAUCCAAGACUUCCUCUAACAGCAAAACAAAAAUUUACUGUUAUGGCUAGUUGGAGAGCCGUAGGGAGAGCCUUGGAACCUACUGGUGUCUACAUGUUCAUAAGAUUAUUCGAGGAGAAUGCAGAACUCUUAAAUCUCUUCACCAAGUUUCGGGAUUUAAAAACGAAGGAACAACAAUCGUCGAGCAUGGAAUUGGCCGAACAUGCUAGGACGGUCAUGAUGACUCUCGAUGAAGGAAUUAAGAGUUUAGACGAUAUGGAUACUUUUCUAGCAUACUUGCAUCAGGCUGGUGCAUCGCAUACUAAAAUACCGGGCUUCGAUCGACAAUAUUUUUGGAAAAUCGAGAAGCCUUUCCUAGACGCGGUGGAGCGAACAUUGGAAGAUCGUUAUUCGGAAAACGUUGAGAGUAUCUACAAGCUGACGAUCAAGUUCAUCAUCGAGACACUUAUCGAUGGCUUUGACAAAGCACAAAGCGAGAAGGCCAAGUCCUAGUCGUACUCAUCAGAUGAAAAUGCGUCCUCUCUUUUUCUCUUAACGCGCCCUUUCCUUUUCUCUCGCGCACACGAUGUACACCGGUACAUUUCGAAUAGACACGUGCGCGCACGACGCACAAGCAACACGACGGAACACAUACACACACACACACACACACAGACACGAAGUUACACACGCACACUGCAUAUGUAUACAUACGCAAUCGAGAAAAAGGCUCGCGAAACAGGAGUUACUCUCAUAUUACAUAUUUUCACGAUCGAUCGUCGGAGUUACGAUGGGAUUCUAAUUGUA